Messenger RNA from Chrysochloris asiatica (Cape golden mole), 3179 nucleotides. It is a transcript of the gene RHOT1, whose product is annotated as ras homolog family member T1. Gene Ontology annotation, cellular component: mitochondrial outer membrane. Gene Ontology annotation, molecular function: GTP binding; calcium ion binding; GTPase activity. The record is from RefSeq and is a predicted model, not a curated record. NCBI's taxonomy places the organism in Eukaryota, Metazoa, Chordata, Mammalia, Afrosoricida, Chrysochloridae. Gene Ontology annotation, biological process: mitochondrion organization; small GTPase-mediated signal transduction. Bases 79 to 2193 code for a protein of 704 amino acids. The transcript is spliced from 21 exons.
GGGGAGGCUGUCAGGCCGGCAGCGCGGAAGAGCGGCAUCGUGGUGUGGGCGCUCCUGGCGAGAGAAGCAGUCCGCUCCAUGCGUGCGGGCCGAGCCCGGCCCCUGCGAGCCGCCGACAUGAAGAAAGAUGUGCGGAUCCUGUUAGUUGGAGAACCUAGAGUUGGGAAGACAUCACUGAUAAUGUCUCUGGUCAGUGAAGAAUUUCCAGAAGAGGUUCCUCCCCGAGCAGAAGAAAUCACCAUUCCAGCUGAUGUCACUCCCGAGAGAGUUCCAACACACAUUGUAGAUUACUCAGAAGCAGAACAGAGUGAUGAACAACUUCAUCAAGAAAUAUCACAGGCUAAUGUUAUCUGCAUAGUUUAUGCUGUUAACAACAAGCAUUCUAUUGAUAAGGUAACAAGUCGGUGGAUUCCUCUCAUCAAUGAAAGAACAGACAAAGAUAGCAGGCUACCUUUGAUACUGGUUGGAAACAAAUCUGAUCUGGUGGAAUAUAGUAGUAUGGAGACCAUUCUUCCUAUUAUGAACCAGUACACAGAAAUAGAAACUUGUGUGGAGUGUUCAGCAAAAAACUUGAAGAACAUAUCAGAGCUCUUUUAUUAUGCACAGAAAGCUGUUCUUCAUCCUACAGGGCCCUUAUACUGCCCAGAGGAGAAGGAGAUGAAACCAGCCUGUAUAAAAGCCCUUACGCGUAUAUUUAAAAUAUCGGAUCAAGAUAAUGAUGGGGCUCUCAAUGAUGCUGAGCUCAACUUCUUUCAGAGAAUUUGUUUUAACACUCCAUUAGCGCCUCAAGCUCUGGAAGAUGUCAAGAAUGUAGUCAGAAAGCAUAUAAGUGAUGGUGUGGCUGACAGUGGACUGACACUGAAAGGUUUUCUUUUUUUACACACACUUUUUAUUCAGAGAGGGAGACAUGAAACUACUUGGACUGUGCUUCGACGAUUUGGUUAUGAUGAUGACCUGGAUUUGACACCUGAAUAUUUAUUCCCCAUGCUAAAAAUACCUCCUGAUUGCACUACUGAAUUAAAUCAUCAUGCGUAUUUGUUUCUCCAGAGCACCUUUGACAAGCAUGACUUGGAUAGAGACUGUGCUUUGUCACCUGAUGAGCUUAAAGAUUUAUUUAAAGUUUUCCCUUACAUACCUUGGGGGCCAGAUGUGAAUAACACAGUUUGUACGAAUGAAAGAGGCUGGAUUACCUACCAGGGAUUCCUUUCUCAGUGGACACUCACAACCUUUUUAGAUGUACAGCGGUGCCUAGAGUAUUUGGGCUAUCUAGGCUAUUCAAUAUUGACUGAGCAAGAGUCUCAAGCUUCGGCCAUUACUGUAACAAGAGAUAAAAAGAUAGACCUUCAGAAAAAACAGACUCAAAGAAAUGUAUUCCGAUGUAAUGUAAUUGGGAUGAAAAGCUGUGGUAAAAGUGGAGUUCUUCAGGCUCUUCUUGGAAGAAACUUAAUGAGGCAGAAGAAAAUUCGAGAUGAUCAUAAAUCGUAUUAUGCAAUUAAUACUGUCUAUGUGUAUGGUCAAGAGAAAUACUUGUUGUUGCAUGAUAUCUCAGAAUCGGAAUUUCUGACUGAGGCCGAGAUCGUUUGUGAUGUUGUGUGCCUGGUUUAUGACAUCAGUAAUCCCAAAUCCUUUGAAUACUGUGCCAGGAUUUUUAAGCAGCACUUUAUGGACAGCAGAAUACCCUGCUUAAUUGUAGCUGCAAAGUCAGACCUGCAUGAAGUUAAACAAGAAUAUAGUAUUUCACCUACAGAUUUCUGCAGGAAACACAAAAUGCCUCCACCACAAGCCUUCACUUGCAAUACUGCUGAUGCACCCAGUAAGGAUAUCUUUGUUAAAUUGACAACAAUGGCCAUGUACCCAGAGAAUCAUUACAGAGACAGACUCUCCCGAGACUUGGGCAACACUGAUAGAAUAGAGAAUUUGAGAAAAAUCUGGGUCUUUCUAAAAACUGCUUUCCAUGCCCGGUUACGCUGUAUGUGCACCUGCAACAGGUGUACAUUUUGCAUCUGUCAGAACUUCCUCAACUCAGACUUGCUGCAAUCUGUAAAGAACAAAAUCUUCACUGCAGUUCUUAACAGGCACGUGACACAAGCCGACCUCAAGAGCUCCACGUUUUGGCUUCGAGCAAGUUUUGGUGCUACUGUUUUUGCAGUUUUGGGCUUUGCUAUGUACAAAGCAUUAUUGAAACAGCGAUGAUUAAAAAAAAAAAAAAAAAUUCUGGCCCUACCAAAAAACAAAUACUUUUAUGUACAUUCUGAAUGCUUUGAAUUCUGCUAGAAAUAUUGAGAUAUUUAUACAUGCAGUUACUUUAUUAAUAUUUGUAAUUCAUGCAUAAGAGUAUUUUAAUGAUAGUUGUAACUGCAGUAAUUGGCUAGCAUAUGGAAAGAAAACAGCUUAACAAUCAAAGUGAAAUGGCUAUAUUUUACAGGCCACAAGGGAAUAUUUUGUAAAUAAUGUACAUAUUCAGGCAAGAUAUGGUCUCCCAAAUGGUGUUCUAGAAAUGGAGUUUCUAGACAGUUCUACAUGGUAUUGUUAGUACUCACUUGGCUUACUCCCCUAGGUGUUAAGUCAGCCCAGAGAUUGUAUUUACUCAUGGAUCACGUAUUUAUUUCCCAUUUACUCAAAAUGAUCCUUGUAUAAGAACAUGAGGCACAAUUUGCCAUUUCUCUCCGUUUUUAAAAACAAGCAAGUCAGUGUCAGCUUACCAACACAACUUUCUUUCAGUUCAGGAAAAAAGGCCUUGAAACCAUCAUCAAUCUAGAAAAUUGUGUCUGAGGCUCUCUUCUAAGGAAGGAUAAGCCAAAGGCAAUUUGAAGAGGCAUUAUUUACAUGAUUAUGUUGCUUUGUUUGUUGGUAUGUUGAAUUUUAUAGCCCUUUCAAUCAAAUGGGACAAACAAUUUGUAUAUGUCAAUAUUUUUAGUUUAAAUAAACAGUCACCAUUACUACUGUGGAAUUUCCUCCCAAUGUGUAAAUCACUCACUCUGUAAUGGCUGUGUCUGCUAUAGUAUAUUGCAGUAACUGCAUGUGUCAUGAAGUGUUCUCUAGCUGGUUAGGAUAAACUAGAGUCAGCACUUUUUUUUUUAAAUGAUAAAAUAAAUCUAAUAAAUAUAAACUCUCAUGAUAAACCUAUUUUUUUCAUCCUCAACCUUUUCAAGUAUUUAAAUAAAUAACUGCUGUGUACU